Molecule: messenger RNA, 1421 nt
Organism: Cervus elaphus (red deer)
Lineage: Eukaryota; Metazoa; Chordata; Mammalia; Artiodactyla; Cervidae
Gene: C1H11orf96
Product: chromosome 1 C11orf96 homolog
Exons: 1
Coding region: 381-752 (123 amino acids)
Source: RefSeq, a predicted model, not a curated record
GGCGGAAGGGCGCGGGGCGCGCACGCUUUAAAUGGCAUUCGCUGUCAUCCGAGCUCGCAGCCGUGUGGGCUGGAGCCGGCUAUAUAAGCGGCGGGCCGGGCCGCCGCGGGGCAGACGGCGACAGCGGCGGCGGCGAGCGCCUCGGAGCAGCGCACCCCCCACCCCACCCAGCUCCGGAGCCCCGCGCCCCCCGACGGGCCCGCCCGCCCUCUAGAGGAGCGCAGACCCGGGCCCGUGAGGGCCGCCGCCACCCCGCAGCAGAUUUGGAUCCCCCGCCCGGCGAGCCCCAGGCUGCUGCCUCCCGGGGGGCCCCGGCGCAGCGGCCGCCCCUGGAGAGCCCCGCCGCCCCGCCGGCCGGCCCCGAAGACGCCGGCCGCGCCAUGGCGGCCGCCAAGCCCGGCGAGCUGAUGGGCAUCUGCUCCAGCUACCAGGCGGUGAUGCCGCACUUCGUGUGCCUGGCCGACGAGUUCCCGCAGCCCAUGCGGCCCGCCAAGCUGUCCAAGGGCAAGGGCCGGCUGCGGCGGCCCCGCCAGUCCCGUUUCAAGACGCAGCCGGUGACCUUCGACGAGAUCCAGGAGGUGGAGGAGGAGGGGGCGUCCCCGAUGGAGGAGGAGAAGGCCAAGAAGUCGUUCCUGCAGAGCCUGGAGUGCCUGCGCCGCAGCACGCAGAGCCUGUCGCUGCAGAGGGAGCCGCUCAGCGGCUGCAAACUGAGGAACAGCCUGGACUCCAGCGACUCCGACUCGGCCCUGUGACCUGCGCCGCCCGCAGCCGGGACUCGCGCGCCCGGGCGGCGCGUCGCGACGGACCAGCGUGCGAACCUCGAGGGGGGCCCCGCGCCCGGCACCUCGGGGUUCCCCAUCUGCCGAGCACCCAGGUUGGGGGACCGCCUGGACCCUCACCCGACUGCGAACUUGUCCGGGCUCCCUGAGCUGAGCUCGCCCCCGCCGGGAGCGCGCGCCGGGGAGCCGGGGCGCCAGGGAAGGGGGGGCCGCCUUUCUUUGCCCUUGUAAAUGUUUAUUUUUUAACUCUUCCCAGUACGAACUCUGCUGUGAGUGUGUGCGGGGAGGCGCACCCGCGCUGAGUCGCCGCGGGUCCCCGGGGCUUCGCGGAGAGUCGCUCCACGCUCUUGUCCGAUGGUCUGAAACUCCCGAUUUUUGCACACCGCUCCACCGUGCCCACCCCCUCCCCCCGCGCGCACACCCGUUCACACUCACGCCGACCCACUCUCGCUGAACACUUUUAUAAUUGUUAGGCGCGGCCGAUGGGACUUGGGGCGCAGCGCAGCUGGCGCUGUGGCCGGAGGAUUGAUAUUUAUUUUUGCAUUGCGAUGGCUGACGGCGUUUAUUUAACGAUCUUUUUACCUAGAUAUGUCUGUGAGGCUCCCGAACGGAGACAAAUAAAGUCAAUAUAUUUGCACAGUG